Messenger RNA from Arabis nemorensis, 2598 nucleotides. Lineage: Eukaryota; Viridiplantae; Streptophyta; Magnoliopsida; Brassicales; Brassicaceae. The record is from the annotation of a GenBank genome assembly.
AUGGCUUCUGAUCAUUUUGGUUUGAUCAAAUUCCUUACACUAGUUAUGGCAACAUCUGUUUCAGCAUCAGAAGAAGCAAAGGCACUUCUCAUAUGGAAGUCUUCUUUUAAGAACCAGACACUCACUUCUCCAUUGUCCUCAUGGACCAACACUAACACCAACUCUCUAUGCACAAGUUGGUUCGGUGUUUCGUGCAACUCACAAGGGAGUAUAGUAAGGUUAAACCUCACAGACAUUAGAAUCGAAACCGAUCUUCGAAAUUUUCGCUUUCCUUCUCUCUCUAAUCUCACUUUCCUAGAUCUCAGCAUCAACAAUCUCUCUGGACCCUUCCCACCUCAAUUCGAACAACUCUCUAAACUAAACUACCUUGACAUGUCCAGAAACAACAUCACAGGUCCAAUCCCUUCAACCAUAGGAAAUCUCAAGGACUUGAGGUUUCUAAAUCUACAACAGAACAGUCUUACAGGUUUCAUUCCUCCAGAGCUAGGUGACUUGGUUUCCAUGGUUGAUUUAAGGCUUAACCAAAACAAACUCACAGGUCCUAUUCCUGAUUCCUUUGGAAAUUUAACCAACCUCGAGUUCCUCUACCUCCGUCGUAAUAACCUCUCCGGUCAAAUUCCACCAAGCAUCGCAAACCCUUUAAAGCUACAAGUCAUGCAACUUGACACGAACAACUUCACCGGUUUCUUGCCUGAAGGUAUCUGCGGAGGUGGUAAGCUUCAGAAUUUGACACUGCGUGGUAAUCGGCUUCACGGUCCUAUCCCCAAGAGCUUAAGAGAAUGCAAGAGUUUGUUCAGAGUAAGGUUUGAAGGCAAUGGAUUCACCGGAGAUAUCUCUAAUGUCUUUGGAGUUUACCCUCAUCUAAACUACAUUGAUCUCAGCCACAAUAAAUUUCAUGGUGAGAUUUCAGGGAAUUGGGGAGAAAGUCGAAAGCUAGGUGCCUUGAUCUUCUCAGACAACCAGAUCACAGGUACUAUACCUCAAGAGAUUUGGAACAUGACACAGCUAAACCAGCUCGAUCUAUCUUCCAACAACAUCACCGGUGAACUUCCAGAAGAUAUCAGAAAUCUCAAACGUCUAGUAAAACUACAGCUCAAUGGAAAUCAGCUCUCCGGAAGACUCCCUUCAGGACUUGGAUCUUUGACUGAUCUUGACUAUCUUGAUUUGUCCUCUAACCGAUUCAGCUCCGAGAUCCCAAUAAGCCUGGCAUUUUUAUCAAGCUUACACCACAUGAACAUGAGCAGGAACACCCUCUAUGAAGCUAUUCCCAUCGAAUUAACCAAGCUUGGUCAGUUAUCAGUGCUUGAUCUUAGUGAAAACCAACUUGAUGGGAUAAUACCGUCGCAAAUUAGCUUUCUGCAAAGCCUAGAGAUACUAGACCUUUCCUAUAACAAUCUCGCGGGUCUCAUUCCAACAAGCUUUAAAGAAAUGCAUGCGUUGAGGAAUGUAAACAUAUCGCACAAUAACCUCGAGGGCCCUGUUCCACAUAGCUUGGUGUUUCAGAAUGCUCCUGAAGAAACAUUGGAAGGUAACAAAAGGUUGUGUGGUAAUAACAUAAAACAAGGACUCAAGCCAUGUUCAAGCUCUUACUUUGGGAACAAGAGAUCAUCCAAAGUUGUGGUCUUGAGUGUGUUGAUCCCGAUCGUUGGAGUGAUCCUCAUUUGCAUCCGAGUUGCAACCUAUCUGCAAAGAAGAAAACGACUAUUCAGAGAGCCCACGGAUUCUGAAACUGGGCCAAGAAUGUUUAUAUCAAAGUUUCCUGCAAAACUUUCCUACGAUGAAAUCAUCAAUGCCACAGAGAAUUUUGAUGCAAAAUAUUUAACUGGAGCUGGAGGAUCGGGAACCGUUUACAAAGCCAAAGUGCAAAGCAUGGUCCUAGCUGUCAAAAAGCUCCACGAGACAAUGGAUGACGAGAGAGCCACGUUUAUGGUACAACAUGGUUUCUUGAACGAGAUAAAUACAUUGGCCAAAAUUCGGCAUCGGAACAUGGUGAAAUUAUUAGGAUAUUGCUCUCAUAGCCUCCACUCCUUCCUGGUGUACCAAUAUAUAGAGAAAGGUAGUUUAAGAAAAGCGCUGGCCGAAGAUGAAGUAGCCAAGAGGCUUGACUGGGAAAAGAGGAUUAACAUUGUGAAAGGUGUGGCUCACGCGAUAUCUUACAUUCACCACGACCACUCACCGCCCAUUGUACACUGCGACAUCAGCAGCGGAAACAUUCUGCUAGACAAGGACUACGAGCCAAAGGUUUCAGAUUUUGGUAGCGCAAAGCUGCUUAAGAAGGACGCUUCCAAUUGGUCCGUGUUGGGUGGCACAUAUGGCUAUAUGGCUCCAGAACUAGCUUACUCGGUUAACGUGACAGAGAAAUGCGAUGUGUACAGUUUCGGAGUUUUAACACUGGAGGUAAUAAGGGGAACUCAUCCAAGCCACUUGUUGAGCAAUGAAAAGAUUCAGCUCAUCGAUAUUCAGGACAGCCGCUUGCCAUCUCCAUCUGUACACAUCAAAGAUCAAAUGUCACGAAUCAUAGAGAUUGCAGUUAGUUGUCUUCACAUUGAUCCUCAAUCUCGACCAACCAUGCUACAGGUCUCAAACACAUUAUUGUAA